AACCCUUCACAUGCACUCAUUGUGGGAAAAGUUUUAACUGCUCAUCACACCUUAAUCAACACAUGAUGAUCCACACUGGAAAGAAACCAUUCACAUGCACUGAGUGUGUGAAGAGUUUCAAACAAUCGUCACACCUUAAUCAACACAUGAGGAUCCACACUGGAGAGAAACCAUACGUAUGCACUCAGUGUGGGAAGAGUUUUAACUGCUUAACAAACCUUAAUCACCACAUGAGGAUCCACACUGGAGAGAAACCAUUCAAAUGCACUCAGUGUGGGAAGAGUUUCAGCCAAUCAUCAUACCUUAAUCUACACAUGAGGAUCCACACUGGAGAGAAACCAUACGCAUGCACUCAGUGUGGGAAGAGUUUUUACUGCUCAUCACACCUUAAUCACCACAUGAGGAUCCACACUGGAGAGAAACCAUUUACCUGCACUCAAUGUGGAAAGAGUUUUGGAAGAAAAGGCCAUCUUAAGAUUCACAUGAGGAUCCACACUGGAGAGCAACCAUUCACAUGCACUCAGUGUGGAAGGAGUUUCAACCGAUCAUCACACCUUAACAAUCACAUGAAAAUCCACACUGGAGAGAAACCAUUCACAUGCUCUCAGUGUGGGAAGAGUUUCAACCAAUCAUCAUACCUUAAUAAACACAUAAGGAUCCACACUAGAGAGAAACCAUUCACAUGCACCCAGUGUGGGAAGAGUUUCAACCAAUCGUCACACCUUAAUAAACACAUGAAAAUCCACACUGGAGAGAAACCAUUCACAUGCACUCAGUGUGGAAAGAUUUUCCGCCAAUCAUCAUCCCUUAAUCGACACAUGAUGAUCCACACUGGAGAGAAACCAUUCACAUGCACUCAGUGUGGAAAGAGUUUCAACAUAUCAUCUCACCUUAAUCACCACAUGAGGAUCCACACUGGAGAGAAGCCAUUCACAUGCGCUCAGUGUGGAAAGAGUUUCAACCAAUCAUCUCACCUUAAUUAUCACAUGAUGAUCCACACUGGAAAGAAACCAUUCACAUGCACUCAGUGUGCGAAGAGUUUCAACCAAUCAUCACACCUUAAUCUACACAUGAUGAUCCACACUGGAGAGAAACCAUUCACAUGCACUCAUUGUGGGAAAAGUUUUAACUGCUCAUCACACCUUAUUCAACACACGAGGAUCCACACUGGAGAGAAACCAUUCACAUGCACUCAGUGUGGGAAGAGUUUCAGCCACUCAUCACACCUUAAUCUACACAUGAGGAUCCACACUGGGGAGAAACCAUUCACAUGCACUCAGUGUGGGAAGAGUUUCAGCCAAUCAUCACACCUUAAUCUACACAUGAGGAUCCACACUGGAGAGAAACCAUUCUCAUGCACCAUUUGUGGGAAAAGUUUUAACUGCUCAUCACACCGUAAUCAACACAUGAGGAGCCACACUGGAGAGAAACCAUACACAUGCACUCAGUGUGGAAAGAGUUUCAGCAAAUCAUCAUCCCUUAAUAAACACGUUGAACGAACUCAUGGGCAUAUUGCAGUGGUCAACACAAGCUGAAUCUGAAAUCCUGGGCAUCUGCAAAUUGUCUCUGUCUUUAACUGGCUUAAGGGCUUAAACCAUCACGAUAACAAAGCACCAAUACUUUGGCCGCAGAUGUUCCAGGUACCCUUCAGCAAAAUUAGUAAAUGAUUUAAACUAAACAAAGGGGCUUUACAGGAUUUUCAGCAGGAACCGCCUCACGAGACUUUUAAAUGACUCCUCUACAUGGUCAUGUGCUUUGGGCACAUCCUGUCAGAUGCACAAUUUCAUAGAGACAAAGAGAUCUCUAGAAACAUUAAUGCAUACAAAUGAAAGACAAUCUCUUAAAAUAUUAGAAUGUUUUAACCCUUAAAGCAGAUUAAAUUGAUCUGCGUGUGUCUGAAAUGUAUGAUAUCUGGUCUUGAAUGAAAGCUAGUGACAUUUGCAAUCUGUUGGUUUAAAUGAAAAACUAGUAGUACAAACAGUAUUCAUCUUGUAACAUUUGAUGUAAGAUAAUUUUAAUCUUGCAAGAGUUUUACCAUGUAAAAUUUACAUGCAGUCUGUUAAUGAUUGACCCUUUCUACGUGGGCACGCGGUGUGGCCCCGCCCUUCAUGGCAACUGCUCAUUGGCAGGCAGUGCCAUAGGGAUGGAUCAGACCAGGUCACUUAAAAACACCCUGCAACAAAGAAACUUUGCUUUGAAACCGCACGAACUUCCGCAAACCGACAUUCAGCAGUCCGUCACCUUAGUAACCCAGAACUACCCACCCACGAGCGAGGGAAUUCCAAGGAUGUCACAGAAGCCACCAGCCAAUCAGGAGCACUGUGUUUACCCAAGGCCAACUGGUGAGGGAGAUUCAUCUUCAGCAAAGGUGCAAGUAACAAACAAACGUUGUCUCUUGCUGAUCUGGAGCAGAUUGAUCGUAAGCAGUUAAAGAUAAGCCAUAUCUCUGCUUUUGUGGUUUCUCAGGUGUGAUUCUAAGAUCUUGUUAGAAGUUUGUAACGAACAAACGUUACAUGCUUUGUGUUACAAGGUGGUGUUACAAGUUUUAGAAUGAAUUUGGGAUGGUUGUUAACUCUUUACAUCCUCUGAACUGCCUCUGUGUGUGCGAGUUUGUUUGUUGUUUGCUUAUUACGUAGUUAGUUUCAUGUAUCGUAGUGUAGCUCAAUAAAUCUU
Molecule: messenger RNA, 2673 nt
Organism: Danio rerio (zebrafish)
Lineage: Eukaryota; Metazoa; Chordata; Actinopteri; Cypriniformes; Danionidae
Source: RefSeq, a predicted model, not a curated record